AAACUUUCCAACAUACGGGAAACAGAAAAAGGGUCAGGUUCAGACUCUGAGCGCCAAAAGUGCCCACAUGGAAAAGACGCUAACGCCACCCCUCCCAUUCAGCAUCAAAACCCGCGAAACUUCCAAACAGGGUUCACCAAACACUAACAUACGCACGCCGCAUUGGGCUCCUCCGCUUGAAAACUCCAUGGACGACGUUAGGGUUACCUCUGCCUGGGUCGCUAGCUGCUCCUCUCACGUUGUCGUCGACUCUGCAGGAAUUGAGAAAGUGGUUAACACCAUUGAGUCCAUUCCCAAGGUUGAGUGGGAUUUUGAAGGGAUUCACUAUUUUGAUAAUGGACCACUCACCGUUCAGUACUUGUUCGUGUUGGACGCUUUAAAUUUUUGCUUCUGGCCUGAUAAGGAUUUGAGUUAUGAUCACUUGGCGUCUGGGUUAAAGGCGGCUCUUCAAAACGAUAAAUCUGUGUUCGAUGCCGAUCGUCUGCAAAAGUACACUGGUCCACAGCUACGUGAGCUUUUGAGGUGGCCUCGACCUCUUCCUUUGGAAGAUGAACGUGUUAGGUUACUUCAUGAGGUUGGGAUUGAAUUAGAACGAAAUUUUGAGGGUAAAGCAUCCAAUCUUGUGGAGUGUUGUGGAAAAUCCGCUGUGAGUCUUGUUGCUCUUGUUGCACGCCAUUUUCCUGGUUUUAGAGACCACUCAGUGUACAAAGGCCGCCAGGUGUUUUUAUAUAAAAGAGCUCAGAUAUUUGCUGCAGAUUUAUGGGGUGCAUUUAGGGGCCAAGGAUAUGGCGAGUUUAAAGACAUCAACUCUCUAACUAUAAUGGCGGACUAUAUUGUCCCAGCUGUGCUUCGGCAGUUUGGUGUUUUAAAAUAUAGUUCAACACUUGCCAGUAUUAUUGAGGCCAGUGGAGAAAUAGGUCCCGGGACCGAAGAGGAAGUUGAACUGCGGGCUUGUUCUAUACAUGCAGUGGAGAAAAUGAGAGAGCUAAUAAGUAAAAAAUCAGGAAGACAGUGUGGAGCUGGAUCUUUGGCUCUGGGCUUCUGGUGUUCAGUGCACAUCUCUGCAGCACCACCGAACACUCUCAAUAUAUUAUUGAGCACGUGAUAUAUGGUGACUUCUAGCUACCAACAAGAAAAUUUUGGCUGUUUUAUAUAUGAUAACGUGACUAACUACCUCCUUCUGCACUUAUGUUUGGAAUAAACUUUUGUAAUUUCGGCAGGUGCCUCUAAAGUUAAUUAUGAAUAGCCAUUGUAUUUGGAUUUUAGGACCUUAAAUAGUUUACAGGGUUAACAACUGGGCUCAUGGUGUUUUUACCAUAGCAAUAGGUAAAUAUUUUACCUGGUUAAAUAUAACCGUUGGGAUAGCCAGGGUUGCAACAGCGGUAGGGGCAUUUUUACUAUUCCCGAAAAUUUUCCUUCGCAAGGGCAGCUGGACAACAGAAGGGACAUCAGCUAUCAGCAUACAGCAAUUAGCCAAAGUUUGCAUUUUAGUGUUUAGGUGUAUUAUGUGAUCAUGCCUGAACUUGCAAUGAGUGAUAUCGUAGAUUUUAUCGCUUUU
Abrus precatorius (Indian licorice) is the source of this 1558-nucleotide messenger RNA. RefSeq names its product queuosine salvage protein-like. Bases 68 to 1105 code for a protein of 345 amino acids. The record is from RefSeq and is a predicted model, not a curated record. Lineage: Eukaryota; Viridiplantae; Streptophyta; Magnoliopsida; Fabales; Fabaceae. The transcript has 8 exons.